Ciona intestinalis (vase tunicate) is the source of this 3159-nucleotide messenger RNA. Lineage: Eukaryota; Metazoa; Chordata; Ascidiacea; Phlebobranchia; Cionidae. The record is from RefSeq and is a predicted model, not a curated record.
UGAAAAAUAUGUGGCAUUGUGUGCGAAUAAACGAGUGAAUUAUUAUACGUAACAAUAAAACUGUAAUGGAUGCAUUAAACUUGGAGAUAAACGCGAUCCGCAUUCAGGAAUCAACACACCAAACAAUAGAGAACAAUAACAACAGGUGUAUGGCAUUGUUACGUUACAAACCAUUGAGUAUAUCGAAUAACAGAAAGCAACGCGAAACGUCUUUAACGCCUUAUGUAGCGGGAGGGAUCCGAGGUUCGCAAUUUGUUGAUUGGAAUCGAUAUUUUAGCUUGUAGUGCAGCAGAUGCAUGUUUAACGCAAGCAUAUGUAUUGUACAUUAGGCAUAUGUCGUACAACUUAGGUGAUGUACAUUGUAUAGAAAGUAACUUUACGUAUAUAAGAACAAUAGAAGGUUGUGUAUAAGUGUGUUUGAUAUUAUUUGUAAGGUUAUAACAUUAAAAGAUUGAAAUUAUGUUUUUAUCGGUGAAUUUUGUUAUUAGGAUUGAUUGUAAAGCGAUUUUACACAUUGCAUUAUAUGGAAGAUAUAUUUACGCUACGUCAUAGGGCUGUAAAAAGUGAAAAUAACUUUUCGGGAUUGUAACUCCUGGAAAAUAGGGGGGUACUGCUGUAUUUAUAGUUAAGUUUGUGGAAUAUUUUACGAGUUUCGAUUAGUUGAAUGAUAUGCUGGUAUGUUGUAGAGUAGGCAGUAUUUGUGUUGCUUGCUAUGGCUGAAAACCUAGGUUUCAACGCCAAUUUUUAGUGUUUGCCCCUUAUAAGACUAACUCGCAUUUGGGUUUUUGUCGUAAGUUUUGUUUAAUAUGUAAAGUUAUAUAAAGUCAAACAGUGGUUUAAACGUGACUUUUAGUCACAGUAAAGAUUUGUAGAAAGAUGGUUGACUUGUGUUAUUAGACAAAGAUAUGUAACUUUCUAUAUAUCAACAGUUAUGCGUUGUUUUCAAGUAUAUAUAGUCAACCCAUAUGAUUUAGGCCAAUUGUAAAGUUUCCACAAAAAAGUUUGACUUGUUAUAUAUCCACAGUUAAAUAUUGUAGUUGUUUUAAUAUUCUGUAGUCGGCAAAGUCGAAAUAACAGAAAUGUCUCGCGGAAGAAUCGAAAGCGAAUCUCACAAAGGUAGAAUGAGGGGUCACCCUUCCAGGUCGCCUCCCCCGCCCUACGAGAUAUUGUACCCGGACCCAUCCACAGACCAAGGAAACCAACGGUUGGCAGAUUUCUGUCAAGUUUCCAUUACAAGACGAAGAGCUUCGAGCCCUGGAGACUUAGGGCGAAGACGUCGCGAUAGCGGCGACCGAAGGCGGCGGUUGCAAACCGAUAGUGACGUCAUAGUGGUGGACCAACGUAACAUCCGGCGGAUUCGAAAGAAUGAGGAAAAUAUCGGGAAGUUUGGGAGAGUAGAGUUCUCUAACCUUGAUGUUUUAUGUGAGGGAAGAUUGGCUGGGGAGGUCAAACCGGUGCCGAGUCAACAUAAGGAACGGGGUAGAAGGAGCCAACCUCUUGAAUAUGCUUUCUUACCAAAACUUUCAAAAGAGCAAGCGCAAAGCGAAUUACUGGAACACAUCGAAGCACAAUGCUGCUAUAACAAGAAAGUCGCAAAACAAUUGGAUAUUUGUGACGUCAUAAUGACAAGCGCGUGGCAGUAUCGUUUGGAGACAGUUCGCGAAAGUCGUGUGGUUGUUGACGAGGAGGAACCGUAUAACGGUGAGAAAGUAGACGGCCCACGUAGAGGUCAAGCUCCGUUAAAUAAAUGGGAUAUUGACGUCACCGUGACGUCAUCAAACACAGCGAAAAAGAGAAUCCCACAUACGUCAGAACGAAGAAGCUGCGUAAGCUGCCAAGGCAAUGGUACAACCACAUGCGGGUAUUGUACGGGCAACGGUAAACUACCAUGUUAUAACUGCCAUGGAAGUGGCCACACUUCGGUUCACGAGACUUAUUAUGAGCACUCGGAUAGUUUAAACCAACAACCACGCAGAGUUUCAAGGAGCGAGACUUGCCAUGAAUGCGGGGGUUCCGGUAAUAAAAUAUGUUGCAACUGCCAUGGACGAGGUCGGGGUAACUGUGGGAGGUGCGAGGGACGCGGGGAAGUCGUCGCGUAUAAGGCUGUAUACGUUAAACACACUACACUGCGUGGCAACAAGACAACCAACACCAACAACCUCCCUUUGCAAUUAUUCCAACGUUGUGGAGGCGCCAUUGUACACGAGGAAGCGGGAACCACACUUACCCCGCUAUCCAGUGACACAUGCCUUAAUAUUGAGAUGCAAAUCGCUUCCGAGGAAUUAUUGGCGAAACACACACCGGAUGUUAGGCACAGGGAAUCGACGGGACGAAACGACGAAAGAAUUAUCCUACAAACCCACAUUGUACGAUUGCUCCCAAUAUAUACUAUACACUACACACACCGUGGUGAUAAAGGAGCUUACUGGAUCGUUGGAAUGGACAAGAAGAUGAUCGUACACGCACCCGGAUAUCCCUCCAAUACAUGCGGGUGUAAUAUCAUGUAACUCCUUCUACGGUAGCCUACCCCUCCAUGCAUAUAUGCAAUGUGACGUCACAUCUAUGCUAUAUGACGUCAAACCUAUGCUACAUGACGUCACAUCUAUGCUAUACGACGUCACAUCCAUGCUAUAUAACGUCACAGAACCGUUAUAUGUUCACGUUUCGUGAUUUAUCACUGCGUGAAAACGCGACGCUCACAAAGUGAAAAAGACGUGUUAUAUAAUGACGUCACAAUAUGAAUACUACGUCAUAGUGACGUGACAAUGUGAUCAAGAUUCACAGCGAGAGAUGACAUCAUAACAAUGAUCGUGACGUAACAAUGCAAUUCCGCUAUCAGCGCGAAUACGCAACAAACUAUACAAAGAUACGAUGAAAGUGGACUGAACGUUUCCGUAGCAAUCAACUGCAUACGGUAUAUAUAUAUGCUGCACUAGAGGUUUAAGGCUUUGGAUAUUUUGGGGCAAGUUCGGUGCUGUAAAACAAGCAAUUAUUCUUCCUGUUUUGCCGCAAUAACUUUUCGCCUACGCUGUACUUAUAAAGAUAUAGCACUUACACGACACAAGCGUUUUAUUUCGUCACAGUCUUAUUGUUUUUAUCGCUUUAUUUUCACAAUUUGUUCCAAAUCCUGCGCUUCAAAUAAAUACGAAACAAAACCUA